UUUGGUGUACAUCCGGGCAACAUGGCGGCAGUGGCGGCCAGGGGCUGGUGGCGCGGUCUCGUGAGGGCCGCGACGCUGGCCAGGGGGACUGGGCGACCCUCGGUGCUGUUGCUGCCGGUGAGGAAGGAGAGCGCCGCGGCCGACACGCGCCCCACUGUCAGACCACGGGAUGACGUGGCCCACAAGCAACUCUCAGCUUUCGGGGAAUACGUGGCUGAAAUCCUGCCCAAGUAUGUCCAGCACGUUCAGGUGUCCUGCUUCAAUGAGUUGGAGAUCUGUAUUCAUCCUGACGGCGUCAUCCCAGUGCUGACCUUCCUCAGGGAUCACACCAAUGCGCAGUUCAAAUCCUUGGCUGACUUGACAGCAGUGGACAUCCCAACCCGGCAGAACCGUUUUGAGAUUGUCUACAACCUGCUGUCCCUGCGCUUCAACACUCGGAUCCGGGUGAAGACCUACACAGAUGAGCUGACGCCCGUGGAUUCCGCUGUCCCCGUGCACAAGGCAGCCAACUGGUAUGAGAGGGAGAUCUGGGAUAUGUUUGGGGUCUUCUUUGCCAACCAUCCUGACCUGAGAAGGAUCCUGACAGAUUAUGGCUUCGAGGGACAUCCUUUCCGGAAAGACUUCCCGCUGUCUGGCUACGUUGAGUUGCGCUACGACGAUGAGGUGAAGCGGGUGGUGGCUGAGCCGGUGGAGUUGGCCCAAGAAUUCCGCAAGUUCGACCUGAACAGCCCCUGGGAGGCUUUCCCUGCCUAUCGCCAGCCUCCUGAGAGUCUGAAGCUUGAAGCCGGAGACAAGAAGCCUGAAGCCAAGUAGCCCAGGGACGGCAUGUGGAUCCCAGGAAGCACCUUGUCUACAAUUGCGUGUCCUUGUAAAUAAAUUCCUACUUAGACUCACUA
Lepus europaeus (European hare) is the source of this 896-nucleotide messenger RNA. It is a transcript of the gene NDUFS3, whose product is annotated as NADH:ubiquinone oxidoreductase core subunit S3. Lineage: Eukaryota; Metazoa; Chordata; Mammalia; Lagomorpha; Leporidae. The coding region runs from base 22 to 813 and encodes 263 amino acids. The transcript has 7 exons. Gene Ontology annotation, molecular function: NADH dehydrogenase (ubiquinone) activity. The record is from RefSeq and is a predicted model, not a curated record.